CUGCAGGAGGAGGAAGCCCUGGCGAGGAACCUCUUGUGUGUGACAGACAGACGUUCCUUGUCCACUCAGCCUCGCACAAACAAACCCCAGUCGAAGUUCGCCAUUUCCGUGGGCACGUUGGACUAAGGAACGGUUUUUAUUUCGUGGUUUGAGAGAGGUCGUGUCCGUGAGUUUGUUAAGGUUGCCAUAGAGUCUGUAUAUUGUGUCGCGAAGGAGGUAUGAGGAAGAGGAGGAGGAGGACCAGUGCGAGGAAUGAGUGAAGGUUUGAGGAAUUCUGUUUUUCAUUCGUGGAGGCUUGUUAUCGCGAGACACAGGCAGCUUCCUGGUGACGUGCAGCCGCAGAUAGACAGAGAUUAGUCAUUUUCAGUGCGUUUUCCCAUGUCAUGCAGCUGUGAGGUCAGCUGCAUUACACACAAUGCCCAAGCCGCAGAGUUAGCUGGUGGCUCUGAGGGCACAGGUCACUAGGCGCAGCGGGAUGGCCACACCAUUCAGUCAUACCUGGGAGAGCUUCUGGGAUGAACCCUACAGGAAGGAAGUCCCAUCAUGUAUUCGAUAGUAUUACCAGCCCAGUGGAGAAAAAUGUGGAAAUGGUGGAUGCUUGUGGUUGUGGUGGUCCAGGCAUGGAGUGGCAAUUGCCUGGAUUUCGCAGGAGCAGCCUUGUGCAACCGGUCACGACAAGUGUUGACGGAGUCGUGGGGUAUCAUCACGGAUGGGCCCGGGCCAUACCCUGAGGCAUCGCACUGUCAGUGGCUUAUUCGAGCCUCACUUCCUGGCCAGCACAUAACACUCAACAUUACAAGCGUUGAGACAGAGUGCUCAUAUGACCACAUUUAUGUAUACGAUGGCGAGACCUAUGACUCCCCAACACUAGGUGUAUUCUCUGGCAACACCACCCUUCCCCCUCCAGUAACAGCAAGCUCAGGGGCAAUGCUCAUCCUGCUGUACUCAGACCCCAACUAUGCUCUAGAUGGCUUUGUGGCGGAGUAUUAUGUAACAGGUUGCCCUUUGAACUGUUCAUCUCAUGGUACAUGUGAGAACAAUGUCUGUAUCUGUGAUGAGCUGUAUACUGGCAGUGGCUGUGAAUACCAGCACUGCCCAGAAAACUGUGGCAUAGCCUACAACCGUGGGCACUGUUUCAAGCCUCAGCCAACAGCAAGGGAGCCCAAGCCUGCUCCAUACUGUCAGUGUAAUGAGGGCUAUUUUGGUGAUGGCUGUUCUCUUAGCCUUGCUGAUAAUGAAGGAGGAAAUUGGUAUUGGCUGUGGAGAGGUGGGGGACCCUUGAACAGCAGAACGAGCCAUGCCAGUGUUUAUCUGCCACAUCUGGACCGCCUCUUUGUGUAUGGAGGAUACAAUUUAAAUCACAUCUUGGGUGACCUCCUCAUCUAUGACUUUGGAACAAGUGGCUGGGUCAAUGUCAGUGACCCGGCUAGCCAAAGUCGCCUCAGCCGCCGGUUGAAUUCACAACGCACAGUCCGCCUAAAGGGUAUGGUGGAGAACCACAUUGCCAACAGUUCUCUCUUGAAGAACCUGACAUUCUCUGUAAACAGUAACAACACAGUGAGUGUCAAACUCAAAAACCUCCAGAGUGAUAACCCUCGUGUGCGUCGCAUGAUCAGGCCAAGCGAAGAGCUGAACCACACCCCUGCUAGCCACAACUUAAGGGUAGUAAGCCCUGGUGCUAGAUAUGGACAUGCAAUGGAAGUCUAUGACAAGCAUUUUGUUCUUUUUGGAGGAAAGAUGAUUUCAGGUGAAGUGAGCAAUGAACUAUGGCUGUAUAACACAACCCUCGAUGAGUGGCGCCUCCUGAAGGGGCAGGAAGGGGACCCAGCAGACUCCAACCAGCGUGGUAAUGGUCCGCCUGGUCUAAUGUAUGCUACGCUGACCCUGGUUGAUAAUCAGUGGAUUUACUUGUUUGGAGGCAGCUUGGAACAUGGAGAGUUUUCCAACCGAAUGUAUCGCAUCAACUUGGGAGGAGAUAGAGUUUGGGAAAGGGUCAUUGCCAAAGGUGGAAAUGACCUGGAAGCUCGGGUUGUAGGUCACUCAACUGUGUAUCAUAGCCAGUCAAGGUCCUUGCUUGUUUACGGAGGCAUUCGUGUUGAUGUUGCAAGGUUCUCCAAACUCUCCAAUCGGCUCCUGAUCUUUGAUGUUGACAAACUGUACUGGUCGCAAAUCCAAAAUCCCGAGAAAACUGGGCCUCAUGUGCCUUUGGAGAGAGCCUUUCACACUGCAGUAAUUGCAGGAAACUAUAUGGUUGUUUUUGGAGGUUACAUGCACAAACACAAAGAAGAAGAAAAGUGUUUUGAUGAUAAGCUGUACCUAUAUCACCUGGGCUGCCAUGUAUGGGUGUCAGAGCAACUAGCCCCUUCAAGUCACAAAGGAAAUUACCCGAAACUACAAGGUGUUUACGGUCAUAGUGUGUUUCUCCGUGGUGGCAACACUAUGAUUGUGGUCGGAGGGUUUCAUGGCACAGUCAACAAUCAUGUGUUAGCAUAUGUCCUACCCUCAACCCUUGUGCCAGCAGAGGGCAAGGAGUUAGAUAUGGAUGAAGCCUGCAGAAGACAUGAUACCCAGGAAUUCUGCAUAUCCAAUUUGGAGUGUGGCUGGUGCCCAUCAGACUCAACCUGUUACAAGCGGUCAAGAGGAGCUAAUUGCACUAACAAUUUGCAGACUUCUCAGUGUCCUGGAAUCUGCCCAUCUCUGCAUUCAUGCCAGUCCUGUACAAUUCAUGGAAAUCAUUCAUGGGGAAAACCAUGUACAUGGUGUGUCACAACAGGUACUUGCCAUGAACUAGUGGAAACAAGUGGAGUUCAUGGUCGCUGCGGUUCCCGAGAUGACAACCCUUAUGGGCAGGAAGGCUGGUGGGGACCCAAAGGGGAAGCGCUUAAAUCUCCUGAAGAAUGCCGACUGAAGGAUUAUCGGCCAGGGAUUACAUUCCUGAAGUACCGUCAUCCUGUUGAUCUGCUCAGACCAGACUUUAUGGCCAUUUUGAACUCCACAUACCAGGAACUGCAAGACACACAAGACUUUUGGGGUGCAAAGGAAUUACAGGCUGGCGGGAGCACUUUGGUACAGUUCAUUGGUUACAUUCAUCCUCUGGUGAUCCCUGAAGUUAAGGGGAAUAAGGAUCUCGUGGUGUCCGUUAAAGCUUCACAUAUGAAUGCCUCUCUCUGGUUAUCUCAUGAUGAUACUGAAGAGAACUUGGAGUUGGUUGCUACCAUAAAAGCAAAGGCAGAAAAGAGAAAAGCUGAUAGACCAGGAGGAGUGCCUGUCUUUCCAGUACUGACUCGUGGUUAUCGCUAUCUAACAAAGCUCCAGAUGUAUCAGCAGGUGCAGUCAUCAGCUCCUCAGAGUGGAGUCAUGAGUAUAACUUGGAGUGGGCACUCCCCCACUCCUUUGAUUUUAACUAUUGCUUCCCUUGAGCCAUACAAGAAAGGGGGAUUAUCUUGUAGUGCUCAUGAUACUUGCAUAGCCUGCCUCUCAGAUGCUGCUUGUGGGUGGUGCAGUCGGGCAUCCUUUUGCAUUGCAAGGAAUGACUCUCACUUGAAAUGUGAAGAAUAUAUUGUUCCCGUUCCAUCUCAUAACAGCCACUUCCUUACCCUUGUACCUGAGCAGUGUAUUACAUGUAAGCAACACAUUUAUUGCGAUGACUGUGUAAGAUCUAAGCAAUGUGAGUGGCUGCCAGACCAGGCUCACUGUGCAAGAAAGGGGCGGUUCCCAGGAGCCAUCACUGAUGAAGGGAAGUGUCCUGCACCAUGUCACAAGAGGAAGACUUGUGCCUCUUGCCUAGGUGAUCCAGGGCGGUGUGCAUGGUGCCAGGAAACAAAGGAAUGUUUUCUCUUCUCUGUCUAUACCUCUGUAUACCAGUAUGGGUCAUGUCGUGUCUGGCUGGAUGAAGAUCAUACUAAUGUAACCUCAUCUUUACGCUCUACUGUCUCCAGCCAUGCAGAUGAUACAGAAGCCAUUGGCACAACAUUGCCAUAUUUAUCAACUAGUACCCCCUUGCAAACCACAACUUUAGGGAUGACAAUUGAUUCAUCCGAAUGCCACAUAUGUGAGAGCUUGCAAGGGUGCGAUGCCUGCUUAGAGUCCCUUGGCUGCGGUUGGUGCUACAAUGUGUUUAAUCCCACCAUUGGGAUUUGCACAGCAGGGGACUUCUCCAAGCCAAAUAGAGAGAACUGCAACAUCCUUGUUGAGCCUUACCUCCAGGCAGCACAGGAAAAUUCUUCCAUUGUAGUUGAUGUCCAGUCUUCUGCUAGCAACUGGUCCUUUGCCUCAUGCCCCGACAUAGAUGAAUGCAAACUCAACCUCCACAAUUGUCACACAAAUGCCACGUGUACAAAUACCCACCCGGGAUACAACUGUACUUGUAAUAGGGGAUUCCGUGGGAAUGGGCGGGAUAAGUGUGAGAGGUCAUGCUUUGAAACCUGUGUCCAUGGUUAUUGCUCUGGACCCCCAAACUAUGAGUGCAUCUGUCACCUAGGAUGGACGGGGCCAGACUGUGCCACAAACUGUGGAUGCAAUAAUCAUUCCACAUGCAGUAGUGGGGUGGGAGUUUGUGACCAGUGCCAGGACUGGACAAGUGGAGAGUUUUGCCAUGUGUGCCAACCUGGGAGUUUUGGCAAUGCAACCACCAUUGGAUGUCACAAGUGUAACUGUAACGACCAUUUUGAUGAAUCUCGAGGGCGUUGCAACCAGACAACCGGGCAGUGUUACUGUAUUGACAACACCCACGGCCACAACUGCCAGAAAUGUCAGCCAGGUUUUUUCGGUGAUCCACGAAAUGGGGGAAAAUGCUAUCAUGAGUGCAAUGCAAGAAAUAUCCUCUAUAAUGCAGAGAGAGGAAAUUUAGGGGCACAGACUACUGGCAUAGAUGUUGGAGCAACUUGCAUGUGGAUAAUAACUCCCUAUGACUCUUUGGAACCUCUAACAUCAAUUGUCCCUGGGAAAUAUGUUAUCCAGAUAACCAUCAAGGAAAUCAACAUUCACUGUCGCAAAGGGAUGCUUUACAUCUAUGAUGGCCUCCCAGAUUUUGUGUCACAGCACUCACGCUGGGACCGCCAGAAUCACAUUGUGGGAGCAUUUUGUGCCAAAGAGGCCUCAUACCCUGUCACUGUCCAGGCCACCUCAGGCUUCAUGACUGUUUUCUAUGAAAAGAGUGAUCCUGAACAAGGCUUCAAUGCGAGUUAUGAGGUCCUACAGUGUGUCAGCAACAUUGGUAAAAAUCGUGUGUGCAUCAAUAACAAGCCUGUGUGUAAGGAUCGGUGGUCAGGAGUGCAUUGUGAUGUGCCUAUAUGUCCCAGCAAGUGCUCUGAGGAUGAAGGAAAAGGAACCUGUGACCCAGUGUACGGGCGUUGUAAGUGUGCGGAGGAGUUUAUAGGAGAGGACUGUAGCAUUGUCCGUCGGAAUCAUCAGGUUGUGGUCACAGAACUCUUCGUCCCAGAGAACGUUGCACCAUCACAUUCCCAUCUGACAAAAGUGCUGCCGCGUAUGGGUCAUUCCAUGGUUGUGGAUCACCAUUACUCCCUCUGGAUAUUUGCAGGUUACUCAUUAUCUCGUGGACCGCUGAAUGACAUCCAGCAGUUUGAUACCCUGAACAAAACCUGGGUGCAGGUGACUGUAAACGUGCAGGAAGGACAGCCUCCACCAAGCCGUUAUUUCCAUGCUGCUGCUUAUGUGGUGACCCAGCGGGAAAUGUAUGUAUAUGGUGGAUUGAAUGAGUCUGAGUUCUUGGAUGACUUCUGGAGGUUUAACAUCGUAACUGAGAGCUGGAAGAAACUACACACCCAUCCAAAGUUGCCAGCCUUAGCAGGACACACACUGACCUAUCACAGUGAUGCUGAAUCUCAGUCAUUGGUUUUGAUUGGAGGUGCCUCCUCAGUUUUUGGGUUCUUGGAUGAGGUAUGGGAGUAUGACUUGCGAAAUGAGGAGUGGAAGAUGGUUGAAACUAGGGGUGCCAAGCCAUUUGGCUUGUAUGGCCAUAGCACUGUGUACCAUGAGAGCACCAAGACAUUUUAUGUACAUGGGGGACAGUCAUUCAAAGUAGAUGUAGUUGACCACUCCUCUGACUUAUAUGCACUUGACUACAACCGCAAGAAAUGGUCAGUUCUCCCAACAGAUCAUAAGAUAAAUCACAAUCCAGCUUCACGUCCAGCUCCAAGAACAUUCCAUUCAGCUGUCACCACAGAAGACUACAUGGUCAUCAUUGGGGGUCUUAUUACUGAUCCUUUGGAUUCAAACCAAGGACUGAUGGUUUAUUCAUAUAAAUGCAAUAUGUGGAUUCCUCUCAACAAUAGAUUUAAUACAUUGGUUGGACAUGAAAUCAUACCUCACAUAGGAAAUAGUGCUGCAAUACAUGGUUCUAGUAUAUAUGUUUUUGGUGGCUACUAUGGAACUCCUCAGGGCUCAGUUAUUGAGAUUGUAAUUCCACCAGACCUCUGCACACUGAAUACCAAUGAGACCCAGUGCCGUGACAGGAUUGGUUGUGCCAACUGUGUUGUGUAUGAGAGCACACGAACAAAUACUUCAUACUGCUAUUCGAAUACCAAGGAAGAGCCGGACACUUGUCAGAGUCCUCGUGGUGGAAAAAGCAGUGUAGUAGGUGUACGAUGUGACAAGCAGCUCCUUGAAGAUCAUGACUGCUACCAACACACAUCUUGCACAGAAUGCUUGGCAGAGUGGCCAGCCCAUCCAAACUCAGAGCAACGUUGCCAAUGGUGCUUUAACUGUUCCAAAGGGAAAUGUAUACCCCGUGAUAAUGAUUGCUCAAAGGAAAAUCUUUGUGAUCAACAGUCUAGAGAUGAUCCAGGACAUGGAAUGUUUAUCACUGAUUCAGAUGAGUGCUAUAAGAAUGCGUGUGUUACCACAGAUUGUGACAAGUGCCAAAACCUGCGAAGUGAGUGUAUAUGGACAAGACAGGUAAUGCAGACCUCCGAACUUGGUUAUCAACUCCAUGUUAUGCCAAUAUAUAACUGGAAUUGUGUUAAAGAAACAAUCAAGAGGCACAUGUCUUAUCCAUUAGAAUCAGCACCACCUCGUCAAUGUCCUCUUCGAUGCCAUGGACAGAGGACUUGCAGUAACUGCCUCAAUGCCAAAGGUGCUGAAGGAGGGUGGCAGGAAUGUCAUUGGUCUCCUUCUCUUCAACAAUGUUUCUCCCCAAGCUAUGUUGCACUGAGGUGUGUUGGUGGUGCAUGUGGUGUCAUCCUCACUGGGGGAGCAGAACAGUGUCCACAGCCAUGCGAAGAAUUUACUCAGUGUGCACAUUGUCUUGCUAAUCCACAUUGUGGCUGGUGUGCACAAGAUACACCAAUGGGAGGUUCAGGAAUUUGUACCGAGGGCCUGUUGGAAGGACCUUAUAAUGGCACAUGUGAGGAUCACAUUGCUAUACUUGCCCAAACCAACACCUCUGUGACAACCCUCCAUCGUCUUCGCCACAACACCAGACGAUUAUCAGACUCUGACAGAGGGUUAAUAUCAGCAGUGUCUUGGCAUUACGAUGACUGUCCUCCAGAAGAUGAAUGCAGGAAUGGACAUCAUACAUGCGAUAGGAAGAGUCAACUGUGUACUGAUCGCCUUGAAGGUUAUGAGUGUAUCUGUGCUCCAGGCUAUAACAUGACAAAAGAUGGAAACUGCAGUCCUGUAUGUUCCCAGGGAUGUGUAUCUGGAACUUGCAUUGAACCAAACAAUUGCUCGUGCCAUUUUGGUUUUGUUGGUGCAAACUGCUCUAUAAAAUGUCAUUGCAAUGGUCACUCAGACUGUGCAGGAACUGAUCAGUUAGACAAAUGUUUAAAGUGUCAUAAUAACACAAUGGGUGCCCAGUGUGACAAGUGUAAACCAUUUUUUGUAGGAGAUCCAAGCAAUGGAGGUAGUUGUGUCAGCUGCUAUAACUACUGUAAUACUCACACUAAUAGUUGUAUUUCUCGUGAUCUUCUCUUCAAGGCGAACAUAUCUGUUUUGGAACCUCCACCUGAUAUUUUCAUGGUCUUAAAUGUAACAGAAGGAGCCAGAACGGAGGCAGUGUGUUUGAACUGUAAGGGCAAUACCACCGGGUCAAAAUGUGAAGGGUGUCUCUCUGGGUAUUUUAGGGGGAAACAAGAUUUAAGUAGCUCAUGCAGGCCUUGUCAGUGUAAUGGUCAUGGCACGAAGUGUGACCAAGUAUGGGGAAACAAGUGUAAUUGUGGGAACAAUACAGAUACACAGUGCAGCUCCAAAACUAGAGGAGGAAAUGCAGAUAAAGAUGAGGAGAAAUCUUGCUGGCAACAGCAGUGUUCCAAGUGUAAAGAGACUUACCUAGGGAACCCUAGCAAUGGUCACCAGUGUUUUAUGCAAAUGAGUGUUGAGAAGGAAUACUGCCUGGACCCAUAUGUACAGAAUGAAUGUAGGAAUGAACCGAGUUCAUUGAGUCAAGGCCAGACUGUUUUCUUUGCGGUUCAACCCAAGUUUAUGAAUGUGGAUAUCAGACUGAUCAUUGAUGUGACCAAAGGGGGUGCUGAUGUGUAUUUCAGUUCAAGAGAUGACACCUUUGUUGUUACAGUUAACCAGACGACAGGGAAGCAUCAAGUGGAUAUUGACAGCAACUACCCAAUUGCAGAGGAAGAAGCACCUGUCAUGUACACUGCACCUUUGAAGCGCAACUACAUUGGCACUGGCUUUGAUUUCUUUGAAUUAGGUGGAAUUUCACUGAAUCCUAAGAAGGAAAUGGUUGUGAAUAAGACUCAGCGAACCAUCACAGAGUACCAUCUCCUGGAGAAGACUGCAGAAGGGCUCAAGACAUUUGCAACUGUCUCAAGAUCUAGUGAUAUUUUGAUAGUAAGAAAUGUCAGCAAUAGACUAGUCAUAACUCUUCCACAGCUCCAGCAUGAUUUGAGGUCAGCAAAAUUCUAUGUUAUUGUGUAUGGGAUUGGAAAUGAGAAUGAGGUUGACACUUAUGGAUCAAUUUUCUUUAGACAGGAUCAGCCACGGAUUGACUUGUUUGUAUUCUUCUCUGUAUUUUUCUCUUGCUUCUUCCUCUUUCUUGCUGUCUGUGUUGUUGUAUGGAAGAUCAAGCAGGGAGUAGAUUUACGAAGAGCAAGAAGACGUCAUGUGGUGGAAAUGCUGCACAUGGCCAAGCGACCAUUUGCUGCCACUACUCUAGUCCUGCAUGCUGAUGAUGAGUUCCACCAGGAUGUGCCUGACAUUGCGCCAGACCCUACACCUUGGUCACCAGGCCGAAGGAAGCGAGCUGCCAAGAAGGAACGCUAUGGAGAUGGCUUUGAUGUGGGGCCUCUCGCAGUGGAGCCAACUGAUGAUGGUGUGGCGGCAGUGCUGACAGUGAUGGUGCAGUUGCCUGGCGGAGGGAUCGGGAGUGCAACAGGGAACGAGGAUGGGCCAACACAUCGUUUGGCGCUGGGCUCAUCUCUCUGCCUGAUGGCACGCAUCUAUCCACCUGCUUCUAGGCCGUUUCACCUCAGACGCAGGACAUCACACAUGGCAGCUUGAACCAUCGAGAGUUUAGUCAUUCCUAAUUCUUUGCCAGAACUAUCAGUUACAUAAUGUUUAAGCUUUAACCAGUGAUAAAGAAAUUUAUCUUGUGCUGUGUUUUCAGUACUGUAAUAACACAAAAAAGGUAUAUGAUAGGUAGCUAGUUUACUUUCUUUUUCUCUUUUUUUUUAUAGAACAGUCUUUUUGAAGCAUAUUUUUGUUUCUCCAGUUAGGACAUGCUCAUAAAUGCAUAUCACAAAAAAAGAAAAAGGUGUAAGCUGUGAAAAGAUACGGAUCAAGUACAUAAUUGGAUUUUAUAUAUUAAGGAAAGCAUGUAUUCUAAAUAUUGACAAUUGAACUGAUGCAAUCCAUUACUGAGAGGUAUGAAUAAUUUCAUAGUGGAUUGAGAUUGUUGUAAUUUGCUGUGAUAUUAUUGUCUAAUCUCAUACAUUUAGUAUUAAGAUAAAGAAAAGUAGAUAAGAUACAUGAUACUCUUUAUCAUUCUCAAAAAAUUAUGUUGACUCAAAUGGUAAUCUCAUGGAUAGGCUUGGUGUCUAUUAUAGAUGAUAAGUGCACUUUAAAAAUGAAAACAGUUAUGACAAAUUGCACUCAUGAAAUAAUACUUAAGCUGAAAUUUAUGCCUGUGGGUUGGCUGUCAAGGUUUAUUUAUGAACUUGGCACAUUAUCACAUUAUUAGGAAGUUGAUUUUGUAGACUUUGGCUUAUUUGUUAUAUUCAUUAUAUUAAUCACUUAAUUAAUCAGGUCACAUUUUCACCAGUUGCUCAGCUAUAUUUUGAAUUUUAUUUUGCAGAAUCAGAAAACACUAUAGAAAAUUUUUAUAUUACAAGAAAAUAGUCUUCAUAAUUUGUUUGCUCUAUGUAUUGUUGUGUUCUGUAGUAGCAGAUGUGUGUUGUAGUUCCAAGGCUCAAUUAAAAAGGCUUAGCAUACUACAAUUAAUUUCAUUGGGGUGGGAGAAAUGUUGAAUGCUUUCUCAUGUUCUUUUUGAAACGAAUGCUCUUUUUCUUGGGGGGAAAACAAAAACAAAAUGCUUGCCAAUAUAGUGUUGAUUAAAAAAAACAGUGGGAGUGCUUGCUUUGGAAAAAAGGGGUAAAUUCUGUGAACACUACUGACAACUAAAAUUCCAUGCAUUCAACCCUCCUUUUGGAUGUUAGCACAGGUACGGUAAUGAUGAUGGGUAGUUUACUUACUUUUGUGGUGCUGUAAUGAUUGAUGAAAAAAGGUGUAAGUACAUUAUUAGUUUCUUAAGUAAAAAAAAAAGCAAUGGUAAUGCAAAGUAAAACAAUUGAAUCUCAGUAUAUUGCCCUCCAGUCAUGCAGGAUAUUUGUAUUACACUGUAAUUUUAUGUCAACAAUUUGUAUUCUUAUUGUAAAUGAAUUCAGGAGAAAGAACAAAACAUGGAGAAUCCUGUGUUUGAAGAUUGUAAAGGGUAAACUAGGAAGUUUUGAUAAAUAAAUUUCAGAAUACCAAAUGUGUCAGUAAUAAUGAUGAAUGAAGCAAUACUCCGACACUCAACUAUUACCUGGUAUUUCUACUUAACAGUUAAUAAGUAAGGUCCUACUGCUGCAGCAGUGAUGUAAUUUUAUAUUGUGUGCCAUUUACAAGUAGAAUUUUGCUGUACAUAGCUGUAUUCCUCCCUUUGCAAAGUGUAUUACAGACUUAAAGAUAGCAGAUGAAGAAAAAUAUAUAUACAGUAUAUAUAGAUAUAAAGGGUAGUGUAUUACAAUUUGAUUUACAAAUAUUUAGGAGAUUGCUAGCAUAAGGAAAACUUAGCAAAUUCUAAGACAAAUCAGUUGCUCUGUAUUUAAUACUUACUGUUGCUCCCAUCCUGAUAUAUGUUUAGUCUAAUGCCAUUCAUUUUAGAAAUGUACCUUUAAGGUAGUUGUUAUUGCAUUACCGCAAUUUCACUACUAUGUCACAAUCACGUUAGUUCAUUUAUUACGCUUGAAUGUAUAAAACUAUCAUACAUCCCUUCAUCUCUACUCACUCAACUCUUUAGCCUAGUCUCUCUCUCCAUCAUCUUUUCUUUCUCUUUCUCUUUCUCCUCUUCUCUUCUCCCUCUUUUUCUCUCACCCUGUAUCUUUCUCACCCCCCCUCCCUCUCUCUCUCUCUCUCUC
Penaeus chinensis is the source of this 11591-nucleotide messenger RNA. RefSeq names its product multiple epidermal growth factor-like domains protein 8 (gene Megf8). The coding region runs from base 544 to 9474 and encodes 2976 amino acids. The record is from RefSeq and is a predicted model, not a curated record. Gene Ontology annotation, molecular function: calcium ion binding; protein binding. NCBI's taxonomy places the organism in Eukaryota, Metazoa, Arthropoda, Malacostraca, Decapoda, Penaeidae. The transcript has 17 exons.